Aspergillus homomorphus CBS 101889 is the source of this 840-nucleotide messenger RNA. RefSeq names its product putative cytosolic Cu/Zn superoxide dismutase. NCBI's taxonomy places the organism in Eukaryota, Fungi, Ascomycota, Eurotiomycetes, Eurotiales, Aspergillaceae. Bases 187 to 738 code for a protein of 183 amino acids. The record is from RefSeq and is a predicted model, not a curated record. The transcript is spliced from 2 exons. Gene Ontology annotation, molecular function: metal ion binding. Gene Ontology annotation, biological process: superoxide metabolic process.
ACUUUCCUUCAAUCCGUGAUUACUCUGCGCCGUACAAUCAAGGGUCCCCUUGCUUCGUUCUCGUCAACAACCAUUGCAAAAGCGAAACAUAAAAAGCAGCACCCUCGCACAACGAGCCGCGGUUCACGACAUCGGAUAGACUCCGCCUCCCUCCCAUCUAUUUAUUUCAUUCGAGUUCUUCCAACCAUGUGGUCUCAGACUCUCUCUUGGGCCUCGCUGGGCCUCCUCUGCCUCCGAGCAACGGCAGCAGCCACUGAUGCGCCCGUGGUGCGGGGCAACAACGAUUCCAUUUGGCAAGUUCAGCUUCUGCACAAGGACAACACCACGGUGCAGGGUUAUCUCAAGGCGACUCCUGGGCCCAACCAUGUGGGCGUGACUAUUUAUGCUAAGUUCUGGGGCAUUCCCGAGGAGGGACUCCCUCUGCUAUACCACGUCCACAAGCAGCGUGUCCCCGAAGACGGCAACUGCUACAGCACCAGCGGUCACCUUGACCCCUAUGGCCGCACCGAUCAACCUCCCUGCGACAUCAAGGCGCCUCAGACUUGCGAGGUCGGCGAUCUCAGCGGAAAACAUGGCCCCAUCUGGGCGCCCCCUGGCGAGUCCGUCGCAAUCUCGUACCCCGACUGGUUCCUGUCCAACGUUGAGGGCUCACCCGCAUUCUUCGGAAACUUGUCCGUGGUGGUGCACGCGGCCGACAACACCCGUUUGACAUGUGGAAAUUUCGAAAUGGCCAAUUGAUAGAGCAGAUGUUAGUGUUCGCGAUAUAUGUAUCGGGUGUACGUUCGUGGGCGAUGGCGGAGUGGUGCUGUUCCUGGAUAGUCUUUGAUCGGCUAUUGUUAG